This is a messenger RNA of Arachis ipaensis, 931 nucleotides long. The record is from RefSeq and is a predicted model, not a curated record. NCBI's taxonomy places the organism in Eukaryota, Viridiplantae, Streptophyta, Magnoliopsida, Fabales, Fabaceae.
AUACCAGAAGGACUAACCAUAACAACACCCCAAUCGAAAUAAAUUCUACAUCCAAAACUUUCCUUACAAUAAAGUUGGGAUAGCUUCCUUAUGGAACAAAUUAGUUAUGAUGAAUCAACAAUUAUGUACUCAUUGUACUCUUUUCUCUUAGAAUCUUGCACAUUUUGGUAGAUUUUUUUAUAGAUUCAUGGGUCAUAAAUAUGCAACAGUUUAAUUAUAUGUACUUGUAAAUGCUUCUUCAGUAUUUGAUACAAAAAAAUAAUACACAAUCUUUCUCUUAAUUCCAUAUUUUUCAUAGUCUUGUUAGACAAUUUAUAUUCCUUUCAUAUAUCAACUUGUUCAUCACAUUAUUCAAGCUAGAACCACGUAUAUAAGUCACUUUUUUAUUUUGACAUAUGAAAGCAAUUACUAUAAAAAUAAGCAUGAUGCUUAUCAUGAGUCUUCCAUAGUUCCAUAUAUAUAAUCUUUUCAGUUUUCCAAAAACAAAGAGGGACAAGAAGACGCAGUUCCUUACAACUAUGGAUUUUUUCACAUGGUAUUCUCCCUGGGGGCGAUGUACUUUGCAAUGUUGUUCAUCAGUUGGGAUCUGAAUAACUCAGCAAGAAAGUGGAGCAUAGAUGUUGGUUGGGCAAGUACAUGGGUGAAAGUCAUCAAUGAGUGGUUCGCAGCCACAAUUUACCUAUGGAUACUGAUUUCUCCAGUUGUGAGGCAGAACAAAGUUAUGGAUGAUAACGAUGGGACUACUCCUCAGGAGAUAGCUGACUUUGUUAUGGUUUAAUUGACAAUGAAAAAAAAAUUAUUUUUUUUAUUUUUUUAGUUAUUCCUGACAUUAUUAGAAAUUAUUUUAUUUUUAAUGUAGUUAAAUCAUAAAUGUGUGGAAGAAAAACCAUUUCAUUGUACUUAAAUGACUUAUCACGCUUACAUUUAUAGA